AUGGAUGAAAAAGAAAUACCUAGUCUGGCUGAAAUUCAUAUAGCGGCAAGUCAUCUUCGUUCUAUAUCGUUACCAAUUACACCUAUUCUAACAAGUACAUUAUUAAAUACAUUAACAGGAAGAAAUGUUUAUUUAAAAUGUGAAAAUUUUCAACGUACAGGUUCAUUUAAAAGUCGUGGUGCUCUUAAUGCUGUACUUAAUGCAAUGAAAGUUGACCCAAAUUUAAAAGGUUUUGUUACACAUUCAUCCGGUAAUCAUGGACAAGCAUUAGCUUAUGCUGCAUCAAUUGUUAAACGGCCAUGUGUUGUUGUUGUUCCCCAAGGUACACCAAAAAAUAAACUAGAUGCUAUUGAAAAUUAUGGUGCAGAAAUAGUUAUUUGUGAACCAAUACCAGCAAGUCGAACAUCGGUUUGUUUACAAAUUAGUCAAGAACGUGGUUUUUUAAUUAUACCACCAUUUGAUCAUCCAGAUGUUAUUGCUGGUCAAGGAACAAUUGCCGUUGAACUUCUUGACCAAGUACCUAAUCUUGAUGCAAUCUUAGUACCAGUAAGUGGUGGUGGUCUUAUAAGUGGUAUUGCUUUAUAUACUAAACGUAUUAAUCCAAAUAUUCGAAUAUAUGCAUGUGUACCUGAAGGAAAAAUGCUUGAAGAAUGUUUAAAAGAAGAAAAACGUCUAUGGCCUGAACCUUCUCAAUUUCUUAAAACAAAAUGUGAAGCAUGUCGUUUACAACAAUGUGGUAUACUUACAUUUCCAAUAAUGUGUUCAUUAGUUGAAAAACAAGUAUUUGUUAUAUCCGAUAAAAUAAUGAUUAAUGCAACACGAUUUGCAUUUGAACGACUUAAAUUAGUUAUUGAACUUGCUGCUGGAUUAUCACUUGGUGCUUUAUUAACUUAUUUUGAUCAAUUAGAUCCAAAUAUUCGUAAUGUAGGUAUUAUUUUAUGUGGUGGCAAUAUUGAUUUAAGUGUACCAUUACCUUGGUUGCAAGAAGAUAAUCAAUAA
Messenger RNA from Rotaria sordida, 999 nucleotides. NCBI's taxonomy places the organism in Eukaryota, Metazoa, Rotifera, Eurotatoria, Philodinida, Philodinidae. The record is from the annotation of a GenBank genome assembly.